Molecule: messenger RNA, 1343 nt
Organism: Myripristis murdjan (pinecone soldierfish)
Lineage: Eukaryota; Metazoa; Chordata; Actinopteri; Holocentriformes; Holocentridae
Product: ceramide synthase 5-like
Exons: 10
Coding region: 62-1213 (383 amino acids)
Biological process (GO): ceramide biosynthetic process
Cellular component (GO): membrane
Molecular function (GO): DNA binding; sphingosine N-acyltransferase activity
Source: RefSeq, a predicted model, not a curated record
UGUGGGAGAAGUCACUUCCCAGCUGUGCCUUGACUAUUCUUGGUCUUUAACAUCUCCCCCGAUGACUUCCUCUCUCUCGGCUUGGAUUUGGAGUGAGUGGUUUUGGCUUCCAGAAAAUGUCACAUGGGCGGACCUUGAGCAUCCACCACCUGGCGUGGAGUAUCCCCGAGUGGGCCACAUACUGUGCGCCCUGCCGCUGGCCCUCUGUGUGCUUAUAUUGCGACUAAUUUUUGAGAGGCUGGUGGCCAAGCCCUGUGCCCGCAUACUUCAGAUUCAGGCAGGAGUGAGUCGGCAAGCUCAGCCCAAUGCUGUCCUGGAGAGGGUCUAUAAGUCCAUGACGUGUCCAGACUCAAGGCAAUUGGAGGGGCUGUCCAAGCAGCUGGACUGGGAUGUACGAAAAAUACAGAGAUGGUUUCGUCUCCGGCGGAACCAAGACAGGCCCAGUACGCUGACAAAGUUCUGUGAGAGCAUGUGGAGAUUUACGUUUUACCUGGGGAUAUUUAUCUACGCAAUUCGCCAUUUGUGGGUGUCACCAUGGAUGUGGGAUACCAGACAGUGCUGGUACAACUACCCUUUUCAGCCCCUGAGUCCUGGCCAGUACAACUACUAUGUAGCUGAGCUGGCUUUCUAUUGGUCCCUGAUGUUUUCCCAGUUCACAGACAACAAACGGAAGGAUUUCAUCAUAAUGCUUGUCCACCACCUGGCCACCAUAACCCUCAUCACCUUCUCCUAUGCAAACAACAUGCUACGAGCAGGGACUUUGGUCAUGUGUGUACAUGAUGCAUCAGACAUCUUCCUUGAGGCUGCCAAGAUGGCCAACUACGCCAAGUACCAGAGGCUCUGCGAUGGCCUGUUUGUGGUGUUCAGCAUAAUCUUUUUCCUCACUCGACUUGUCAUCUAUCCAUUCUGGAUUGUUUACAGUGUUCUGUUUGAGAGUUGGGAGAUCGUGGGGCCGUACCAAUCCUGGUGGCUCCUUAACGGGUUGCUGUUGGUCCUGCAGGCUCUUCACGUUAUCUGGUUCUACCUCAUCACUCGGAUUGCUGUCAAGGCCAUAUUCAGGGGAAAGGUGUCAAAGGAUGAACGCAGUGAUGUCGAGAGCAGCUCAGACGAAGACAGUAAUUCCAGUUGCAAUAAAACUCCCAAUCAUGCCGCAAAACCAAAAGACAGUCACAACGGUAGCCUUAACAUUAAUGGAGAAACGUAUGACCACUGAACACUAAGGGCCAACAGUGAACCAAAUAAGCUUGUAAUAUGGCUUGUCAUCACCUCCUGUGUGUCUGUCAAGCCCACCUUGUCUCUAUGAACCUCUGAAAACAUGUCAACUCUUCUCUUGCUUUUAUAAU